Messenger RNA from Patiria miniata (bat star), 5799 nucleotides. RefSeq names its product palmitoyltransferase ZDHHC14-like. The record is from RefSeq and is a predicted model, not a curated record. The coding region runs from base 307 to 1800 and encodes 497 amino acids. Gene Ontology annotation, molecular function: protein-cysteine S-palmitoyltransferase activity. NCBI's taxonomy places the organism in Eukaryota, Metazoa, Echinodermata, Asteroidea, Valvatida, Asterinidae. Gene Ontology annotation, biological process: protein targeting to membrane; peptidyl-L-cysteine S-palmitoylation. Gene Ontology annotation, cellular component: endoplasmic reticulum; Golgi apparatus. The transcript is spliced from 12 exons.
AAGUCGCCGCCCGCACAUAACGCGUACGACAUGUACGAUGCAUCGCAAUAUUGUACGUCGUUAGUUCCGGCCUGUUAUUGUUAACCUGUAUUUUGUGUGUUUUUCAUGACAUUGUGAUUUAUUUCAUUGUUGAAGGUUCACCACGUAUAUAAAGGGUGAGGUGAAAAUUUGGAUGUUUGGCGGCAGGUUUCUAGUUGCAUUACCAACGAGGUUACUCAUUAGUACAGACUACAGUAACCAAGGACAGGCGGAUUCGACGACAUUGAACAAAGGCAUCAUUUGCAGUAGAGUGUCCAAGUUGAUCACAUGCUUUCACCACAGACCAAUAUUUCAGCACCACGCCCUACAGACUCACCGUCUUCCAGCAGAUACGCAGCGCUGGAUAACGGUGCAAACAUGGCCAAACGGAAAUGGCAGGUAUUACCUGGCCGCAACUCAUUCUACUGUGAUGGACGGAUUAUGAUGGCAAGACAAAAAGGAGUCUUCUAUCUUACCCUUGGUCUGAUUGUCGUGACUUGCACAUUAUUCUUUGCUUUUGACUGUCCAUUCCUAGCUGGCCGCCUCUCUGUUGCUAUUCCUAUUGUGGGUGCUCUCAUCACCAUCUUCUGCCUUUCAACACUUCUAAGAACAAGCUUCAGUGAUCCAGGGGUCCUUCCUCGUGCCACACCUGAUGAGGCUGCAGACAUUGAGAGACAAAUGGAGGUACCCAAUCCAGAUAAUCCCACUUACCGUCCUCCCCCUCGGAUUAAAGAAGUCACGAUUAAUGGUCAGACUGUCAAGCUCAAAUACUGCUUCACCUGUAAGAUCUUCAGACCGCCUAGAGCGUCACAUUGCAGUCUGUGUGAUAACUGUGUUGAGCAAUUUGACCACCACUGUCCAUGGGUUGGUAACUGCGUCGGCAAGAGAAACUACCGUUUCUUCUACUUAUUUAUUGUCUCUACGUGUUUCCUUGCAAUCUAUGUGUUUGCAUGUAACAUAACAACUAUAGUCCUAUUGAGCAACGAGGAAGGAGGAUUUCUAGAAGCCUUGAAGAGAAAACCUGCCAGAUAUCCUUUGCCAUUUAACUUCACUCCUAUUGCAAGCAUCAUCGAAGCAUUAAUCUGCUUCAUCUCGAUUUGGUCUGUGCUCGGACUAGCUGGCUUCCAUACAUAUUUGGUUGCUUCUAGCCAGACCACAAAUGAAGAUAUAAAAGGCACCUGGUCAUCCAAGCGAUCACAGGCAACCUUUAAUCCCUACAGUCACGGCUCAGUCAUCAGUAAUUGUUGUAUGGCUAUAUGUGGAUCCUUGGCACCCAGUUUGAUAGAUCGUAGAGGGUUUGUAGUUCCUAGUGACCCUGCUGUUGUAACAUCCAGUCCAACACGCCCACUCCAUUCAUAUGGUACAGCUGCACCUACAAACACUGUUAACUUCUCCGACAGUGAAGAUUCAAAUUCUAGACUCUCUUCCAGUAGUGAUUCCGAUCACCAUGACAACAAAGGAGGUUUGUCUGUUACCAUGACGAGCAACUUAACAGACCAAUCAACAGAUCCAUCUCCAUUUACCGUAGCUAAUGACACAAUGGGUCAAAGGUCAACUUCAGCUGUGACAUCCAAUGGUAAAGUCUUGCAUCUGGGCCCAGUCAAUUCAGUUCACCCAUCACCAACCACACCCAGAGAAACACAACCUCUACUUAGGUCAGAAGUCACCAUGGGUGACGGUGACAAACAGGGUCAGACUGUAUCCCCGCUGGGUGCAGGGGAGGGUGGGGAUUCUCUACAAGGAAUGAGCAACUGGGGAUUAGUCAAGUUGAGCUCAGUAUGAGAUUGCAAGUUUGUAUCAAUUUGUAUGUAGGUGUAUGAUAUCCUGUGUGUACACUAAUUGGUGUCAGUUAUGUCACUAAUAUGAAUGUAAAGCAGAAUUACUGAUAAAGCCAAGCACUUUACUUUAAUAUAAAUAUAUUUAGUAAAGCUUUCCGAACCUAAACAGUUUACAGAAAUAGGAAAAAAAUAUACUAAUGGUUCUGAAAUGACGACGAUUAUUCUGCUGCUAUCGCAGCCGGGCCGUGUCGCAGCCGGGCCGUGUGGCAGCCGGGCCGUGUGGCAGCCGGGCCGUGUGGCAGCCGGGCCGUGUCGCAGCCGGGCCGUGUCGCAGCCGGGCCGUGUGGCAGCCGGGCCGUGUGGCAGCCGGGCCGUGUGGCAGCCGGGCCGUGUGUCAGCCGGGCCGUGUGUCAGCCGGGCCGUGUGGCAGCCGGGCCGUGUGGCAGCCGGGCCGUGUGGCAGCCGGGCCGUGUGGCAGCCGGGCCGUGUCGCAGCCGGGCCGUGUCGCAGCCGGGCCGUGUCGCAGCCGGGCCGUGUGGCAGCCGGGCCGUGUGGCAGCCGGGCCGUGUGGCAGCCGGGCCGUGUGGCAGCCGGGUCGUGUCGCAGCCGGGCCGUGUGGCAGCCGGGCCGUGUGGCAGCCGGGCCGUGUGGCAGCCGGGCCGUGUGGCAGCCGGGCCGUGUGGCAGCCGGGCCGUGUGGCAGCCGGGCCGUGUCGCAGCCGGGCCGUGUCUCAGCCGGGCCGUGUGGCAGCCGGGCCGUGUCGCAGCCGGGCCGUGUCACAGCCAGGCCGUGUCACAGCCAGGCCGUGUCACAGCCAGGCAGUGACAAAAGAUAAUUUUUUCUGUCGCAAGGCUUGGAAAUUACUGGAAGCGCAAAAAUACCCCCAAAAAUAUUUUUUAUCUUAAGUACUCAUCUUUUUUUUUCAGAACCAUUUGUUUCAUUGUUCCUAUUUUUAUUUCUAUAAACAUUUCAGCCAUCUGGAAACCAAAAGGUUUGGAGAGCAGUGACAUCAACCAAUAAUAUCCAACCUCUUAGAGGUGGAGAUUAUUCAUUGAAGUUCAAUGAUGGUUCUUGUUUCUUACACUGUUAUUUAUGUUCUACUGUUUGCACAUGAACAAUGCUGUAACAUGAAGUGAAGUGAUUGGAAUGCACCGCAAUAUAUUUCAUAUAAACAUUUAAAAAAAAAACUGUAAAACUGCACUUUACUUUUGAUGCAUGUACUUGCUUUAAACGUUUAUUUUGGAAACUACUGUCUCAUGAUAGAGUUCUGACCAAUCCUUUUAUAGAAAUCAAUGUACGAGGUAUAAAUUGUAUAUUUACAUGUAUAGUUUUCUAAUUACAAAUCCCUGUGUGUAUUUAUUAUGAUGGUAAAUAGAAAACAAAUUUGCUGUUAUUAGAUUUGUAGGACUAUGUCAUAUACAUGAUGAAUGAAACAUGUAGCAUUCAUUGUAACAGUUUAGUAUGCAUACAGGGGCAUAUACUCGCGUCAGAAAAACAUUCAACCAUUGAUCAACAACAAAGCUAAAUCUUUUGGUUCUGACGGCCAAAUGUGUCCGGUCAUUUUGGUAACACUUCAUGGAGUGUUGCUGUCAACAAGUCAAUGUUUCCCAAUGCAUGCUGGUCUAGCUGUGAAAAUACUUUUGUAAACAUAACUCCACACUCCUGGACACAGCUUUGUAGGCUAUGUGUAAGGACAACUACAUAACGCAGUUAUGCAAAAUAGACAAUGACAUCGUUUUGACCCUACUAUCUGGUGUGUGUGCAGUACUGUUACUAUUUUUACAUGUGAUAUCUCAUGAAGAAAAAAACUGAUUUUUGUGUGUGUGAAUAACCAGAAUGCAGUGUUUAGUUUUUGGCUCUAUGGACCAAUCUUGAAUGCCAUUGCCUCUAAAUACCCAACGUUCACAUUAACAUGCUAUGGGCUUGUGCAUACUUUGCAACAUACAUGGACCAGAGUGCACUCAUCAAGGGAUAGCCACUAUCUACUGUACUGUCCAUGCACAGAGUCCAGUGUGGCCCUCUACAGGUCAAGAUGACAUUACAAGGACAAUUUCUAUUGCGAAUGUGCUACAUUUUAUAGUGCACAAAUUGAGGGAAAGUUGACUUAUCUUGACUGUCCCAUAUCCUUCAUUCACAAAUAGGAUUGGAAGGUGGAGUCCAGCUGUCGUACUUCACAUGGGCCCUUAUGCCAAGAAGUUAUUUAAUGCACAAAUUUGUCAUAAAUAUCACAUAUGACCGGAUGACAUACACUAGAGCCCUCAAUCCUUGCAUGGAACAAAUCUUUCCAAAAAACAACCUGUGUACACAAUAGGCAUAGUCUGAUACCAUGCAAUAUUAGUUGUGUUUCAUGUUUGAGUUUUUUUACAUUGAUGUACAAGGUGGCACAGCACUAACUUGAAUCAGCUGGAAUGUAAUUACCAUUGUAAACAAUAAGCCUUUCGUACACUAAAAGAAUAUUGUGAUUCAUGAACAGUAAAUUCAGUAGUCUGGUUCUUUUGGUGAAAGGUAGGUGAUUGGCUUUGCAUUACUUUUCUGUGUCAGCGUUAUUGAUUUGCAAAGCAUAGUCAAAUGUUCUAGGUUUAUGACUGAUCAAGAUUUUUGUAAUUUAAAGUACUGAUUUGCAUGAUCCCUACUUUCCUCACGAGUAUCUCGGCCCUGGAAGUGGAUUACAUGCCAAGUGAGUAGCAUUGGUAAACUUGACAUUUCAAUUUUAAAGAUUUGUUCCCCGUGCUCUACUUUUGCCAUCAAUUCACACAGAAACCGUAGUAACAGGAUUCAGCAGGGGAGAAACUUGGGACAUGUUAGUUCAAUGGCCAAGCUACACUGUGCUUGUAAUGAUACCAUUAUUACCAGAUAAAAUGCUUGGAAAUCUAAAUGAAUUUUCCUUCACUUUUUUGCAUGGAGCUGGCCAGCAUGUCACUGUAAACAAUUCCAGGUCGUCCAUACUCAAUAACAUAGUGCUGUAGUUGACUCUCAUUAAUACAAACUCAACUGGAUUGAGCCAAAAUCUUUGUAAAUACAUGUAUCAGGAUUUUGUAUUAAGAAGAAGAUCAUUCUCCUUCAUUGUGCACAUAAAUGCACAGUCGGGACCAAGGCUUUAUGUUCACUUCAACCAGAAUUUGUAUUAACAGAGUUUGUAAUAAUGCUGUGUGUUGAUUUUCACUACCAUGAUGUAAUAUGCUGCUUUAUGUUACUGUGCUGACUGUGCUGUGUGAAUGGGCUGUAACACAAUUCAGCUUCACCAUUGCUGUAUCAUGCUUGUAUCAACCAAUAGUUAAAUAAGUUGGAUUGUGUUUCUGACACUGAUUUGUUUUCCAGUCCACGUUUGUUUAAAUUUUUUUCUUAAUAUAUUUGCUGUAAAGACUGGUGGUUUAUUUUUUUAAAAGGUAUUAUUUUAAUCACAAGAUUUAUAGGUAGAUCUAAGCCUAAAACAAUUUCUACAAAUGCAUAUGAAAUGCUGAUACUACAAGACAUCGCAUUGCCAAUAUCAGACAAUUUUGAUAAACUCAAACCACUGUGACCCGGGCUCUAAUCCUGCCUGGGCUAAUAUGUGGAUUGGGUUUUCAGUCCCUACAUGAUUCCGUGUGUUUUUCUCAGAACAUUUUUCUUGGGUUUUCCUCCCAAAUCUAAAACUGUAAUUUCUUGACAUUGUCUUCUCUUUACUGGGACCCAUGGGAGACCAGUGGAUUCCACUGAAUGGGCUGCCCAGUUAAGAUAAUUAAAUAGAAGUGUGGCUUUUAAGUGUUGAAAAAUGUGUCAUGGAUAUGUUUAUAGAAACAUGCCAUCACAUUUACACAUGAUGUACUUAUGUAGCUGGCAUUCUCAUGGAGGCUUAACUUUGCCUACAAUGUAAGUGGCCUUUGUUUGAUGGAUUUGUAAUGAAAAAUUGUUACAAACUGACAGAGUAUAAUCUUGUAAGUAUUGUUGCACUCAGUAGGAAGAUAUUUACAUAUUAUUUUGUACUAUACUGGUUGACCAUAAAUAAAGGAUGUAAUGUAAUGUA